This is a messenger RNA of Etheostoma spectabile (orangethroat darter), 2102 nucleotides long. RefSeq names its product caveolin 3 (gene cav3). The record is from RefSeq and is a predicted model, not a curated record. Gene Ontology annotation, molecular function: molecular adaptor activity; transmembrane transporter binding. Gene Ontology annotation, cellular component: focal adhesion; sarcolemma; caveola. NCBI's taxonomy places the organism in Eukaryota, Metazoa, Chordata, Actinopteri, Perciformes, Percidae. Gene Ontology annotation, biological process: regulation of cytosolic calcium ion concentration; caveola assembly; cell differentiation.
UGUGUGUGUGUGUGUGUGUGUGUGUGUGUGUGUGUGUCUGGAUGCCUAUGUGUGUGCAGGGCGGGGGUCAGGCCUCCAUUUUUACCAGGAGGUCUGCAGCAGCUGUCCACUGGCAUGCAAGAGGGAGCGCCACAGUGGUGAUACAGGGGUUCAGAAGUGAACCGAGGCAGCUCUGUGCAGUUUGAUCCAGGAAGAUUUACUCUCACCAUCUUCAGCCCGUCAAGGACCUGCAGCCCUAUCAUGGCGGAUCAGUACCAGUACAACCCAACACCAACCAACACCAACGAGGAGAAGAUUGUGAAGGACAGCCACACCAAGGAGAUUGAUUUAAUUAACAGAGAUCCCAAGCAGAUCAAUGAGGACGUGGUGAAGGUGGACUUUGAGGAUGUCAUUGCAGAGCCUGAUGGUACACACAGUCUGGAUGGGGUGUGGAAGCUCAGCUACACCACCUUUACUGUGUCCAAGUACUGGUGCUACCGCAUCUUGUCUGCUGUCUUCGGUAUCCCUGUUGCUCUGCUAUGGGGCUUCCUGUUCGCAUGCAUUUCCUUCUGCCAUAUCUGGGCCGUGGUUCCCUGCAUCAAGAGCUGUCUGAUUGAGUCGCAGUGCAUCAGCCGCAUCUACUCUCUCUGCAUCCAGACCUUCUGUGAUCCCUUCUUUGAAGCCCUGGGCAAGAUCUUCAGCAGUGUGCGUGUUGCACUGCGCAAAGAAGUCUAAGAACUCACACAGUAGUGUUUAUAGUACGAUUGGAUGAAGUGUGGUAUCUUUUUAUACACCAGAAGAUCAGUCCUUGCAUCAUGCUUACUCCCUGAUACUCCUCCUCCUUCCUUCAUAACAUGCUGUUCCCCGCCCACCCAUCCUCAAGCUCUCAGCACUGAGUCCUGUCAUGCCGGUGUGCCACCAGAAGCUCAGUGACAGCUGCAGCAGGCAGCGUGGUUCUGUGACAGCGCUGGCACUCCUGGAGGGCUCAGUGCUCCUCAGAGGGAUGCUUACCAUGAGGAGGAUGGAUCUGCCCUCAUUUAUUUGUAUCACAUAAGCUACUCAUUCACAAACCAAUUAAAUGACCUGUCCCAUAAUUGCUGCACCUGUGGACAAUGCUGCCUGUAUGCGUUACAUUUAGUCAUUUUUAAAAGUCAUAUUGAUGCUCUAUGUUGCUGUGUCUGGUAUUGUUUAACUUUAUAAGGUUUUAACUGGAUUUGACAAUCAUGUAUGUUACCUUAUUUUCAAAGCUCUAACAAAAAGAAUUGAAUGGAACGUUUUUUUCUCUACAUAAUUAUUUGGUGAUUACUGAUGACUCCAUAGUAACUAACAGAGUAUUUUUCUGAAAUGCAGAUGCAAGGAAUAUAUUUGGAAACAGCAAUGCAGAUAAUCUACUUCCUUUCAAAGUCAGAUGAGUGGAACCUCAUCUCACUUUGAAAACUACUUACUUUUGCACUUUUCAAGUAAGCUAGAAUGUGUAUACAAGUAUGGACCUACCUUCUAAUGGAGUAAAGUAAAAACCUCUGUAUGAGACCCAUUGUCAUGUUCCACCGUGUUAUUCUUAUUAUUUAGAAAAGUAUAAUACCUUUGCUACUAUUGUGCACCAGCAGGGAAUUUUUUUUUGUCACAUAUGCAGUACAUAUGGUGAAACUAAUUUAAAGACACUUGAUGAAACCUUAUAAUAAGUGCAUUGCACCACUGGUAAAGUGUGUUCUGUGUAUUAUUUUAAUUAAUUCAGAGAGGCUUAAGAAAUACAUUUUUGGGUUUACCAAACACGUCACUGUCUUUCAGUGAUAUCUGUUUUGCCAACUACAGUGGAAGCAGUGACCCAGGAGCUGUGACCCACAAGAGGUAGCUGUUGUGUGUCUUUCAUGUUCUUCUCUUUUGUGUCUGAGAUUCAUAGUUGAUGAUUUCAGUGUCACCACACCCUUCUUUGUUCAUAACCUUUCUUUCUGGCUAACUCAUUCUAGUAUUUUAUUGUGCUGUUUAUAUAAGCAGAAACAGCACACUCUGUGCACAUUAUUAUUCUCAUUUAUGAACUGUAUUAAGCAGUGUAAUUAAGUAGCAAAUUUGCCAAAACCUAUAAAGAGACAUAACAUGUUUAGAAUAAAAAUACAACCAAAGUA